AUAACUAACUAGUUGAUCUCAGCUUAUGUUUCCCAUUAGCUUGAUAAUAAAGACAACUCCAAAGUAUUUAUAAAUUACAUAAUUUAAAAAUACUUGAAAAAGUCAUUUAAAAUUUGAACAAACAUACAGAGAAUAAAAAUGACGUUAAUUCGAAUGAAAAUAGCUUUCUUCUAAGAAUUUUCUCAACAAAAGAGGCGAUUUAAUGAAAUCUUUUUUUAUUUAUUCUAUUUGUUAACUGAAAAUAUAUUUCAAAUAGUUGAAGCUCACAUUUGGCAAUGUACCUACAAUUUUUUUUUGUUGAAGCAUAAAUAUGAAUGUGCAAUGGGCAUAAAUACCGUUUGUUCUUACAGGCCAUUGCGGCAAGCGUACGAUAAUAACGAAACACGCAACGUUCAGCUGUAUGCAUACCAGUGCAUAGUAUGUAUAUACAAAAACAAACGUCAAUGUCACUGCACCAUUGUUGUUGUUGUUGUCAUAUAGAAAAAUAGAAAAGUCAAAUAAUUCAUACUGUCCAAACGGCUUGUUUUGUUUUGUUUAAAUUAAAUGUCAAGUGUUAGAUUAAUAGAAUUUAAAUAUUUUUGAAAAGUGUAAUGAACAUUGUGUAAAAAUGCCAAAGUUUGAUAUUGACGGAGUGUCGGUAGAAUUUCCAUUUGUACCGUAUCAAGUACAGCGCGACUAUAUGGGAAAGGUGAUUGUAAGUCUAACGAAAGCCGAAAAUGCAGUAUUGGAGUCACCAACAGGCACCGGCAAAACUCUAAGUUUGCUAUGCGCAACACUUGCUUGGAUUGAAAAAGAAAAGGAAAACCAGCGCGGUCUAAGGUUUGUCAAAGGAACAAGUGAAAACGAAGAAGGAAUGGGAGCAACAGGAUCAGCAAGCAUUCUAGAGUUGCUAAAUAAUGUCAAUCAUUCUUUCUAUGAUGUGAACUCAAAGAAUUCUUUGGCCAAUGAACCGAAGAAAAUUCCCAAAGUGAUUUACGCUUCUCGUACUCACUCACAAAUUUUGCAAGCAAUGAAUGAACUGAAACGAAGUGCCUACAGUUACAUGAAGGCAGGUGUCAUUGCGUCUCGUGAUCAAUUGUGCAUCAAACCCGAACUGAAAGACAAGCCAAAUUCUGAUAAGAUUCACAUGUGCAGAAGCCUAGUGAAAAAAAACGAGUGUUCCUACCGCAGUCGCGUCAAUGAGAGCUUGAAUAAACCCGAUUUGCGCCAAAAUGCGAUACUUGACAUUGAAGAUCUCGGACGAAUUGGAAGGAAACUUCAGUGUUGCCCAUUUUAUGUAUCGAAAGAGAAAGUCAAACAAGCUGACAUUGUUUUUAUGCCGUACAAUUAUCUGCUUGAUCCGCAAAUACGCAAAGCCAGCCAAAUCAGCCUGAAAAAUGCAAUCAUCAUACUUGAUGAAGGACACAACGUCGAAAAGGUGUGUGAAGAAAGUGCUUCAACUCUGAUUACAUCCACACAAAUUGAUACGGCCAUUGGAAAUGCGGAAUAUGCCAUCAAUUGUUUGAACAAAUCAAAACCGGUGGACAUUGAUUUUACCAUUGAUGAUAUACGGGCUCUAAAGUCAUCGAUUCAAAGCUUGAAAAAAGAAGUUGAUAACAUUUCUAUGGUGGAAAAUGGUGUGAAUACACAUGGUGGCGGCUAUAUUUUUGCAUUGCUUGAAAAAGCCAGAAUCAACGAGAAUAAUCAUGAACUCACGAUCAGUUUGCUGGACAAAAUAAUUGGAUGUUUGGUGGAGAUGUCAGCGAAAAAGCGGAAAUAUGUUACAGGCUUACGUGCAGUCAAGGGAUUUCUGCAAACUGUCUUUUCAAGCUCAGCUCCAGAUCUAAGAAAGGAGGUGGAUCGAUGCUACAAAGUCUAUAUUGAGCGUGAGCCUCAAAAUCAACACCAACCAAGCACCUCAACAACGAAAGUAGUGCCCAAUAAAAACGCGAAAGUUGUAAAUUUUUGGUGCUUUAGCCCGAGAUUUGGGAUGCAAUAUUUGCUGGACCAAGGCAUUCGAUGUCUUAUAUUGACGAGUGGCACCUUGGCACCAUUGGAAGCGCUAAUAAGUGAAAUGGAAAUUUCGAUGCCAGUUCGGCUAAAAAAUCCGCAUAUCGUUGAGAAUUUUCAAGUUCACGUUAAGAUUGUUGGUAGAGGCCCAGACGAAGAGAUUCUUGACUCCUGUUACAAGAAUAGAGAUAAAAGGGAAUAUCUACAAUCGCUGGGCAAUACAAUUUUGGAAUUUUCGAAAUUCGUUCCCGAUGGCCUUUUAGUUUUUUUUCCGUCAUACGUACUGAUGAACAAAUCUGCAACGUUUUGGCGACAAAAUGGCAUUUGGUCAUUAAUUGACAAACAAAAACGGAUAUUUUCAGAGCCACAGACAAAAGCGGAAUUUAUCGCCGCAAUGAAAGGCUAUUACGAUACGAUCAAUAAACCUGAUAGCAAUGGAGCUAUUUUCAUGGCUGUGAUGAGAGGCAAAGUGAGUGAGGGCUUGGACUUUGCCGAUAUGUAUGGUCGAGCUGUCAUUGUUACUGGCAUCCCGUUUGCACCGGCCAAAGAUCCAAAAGUCGUAUUGAAACAACAGUAUUUGAACGAGACUAAAAGAAACAAACGGGAUAACAAAAUGCUUUCUGGAAGCGAUUGGUACGUCUUGGACUCGAUUCGAGCCAUCAAUCAAGCUAUUGGCAGAGUGAUUCGGCACAAAAACGAUUACGGUGGCAUUUUGUUUUGUGAUAAUCGAUUUCAUGAGCAAAGGAAUCAAAAUGAUAUAUCCGGUUGGAUCCAAAACCAUUUGCAUAACCAAAAUUCACGAGAAACAUUCGAUUCAAUGCUCAAAAAUGUAUCGAAAUUUUUUACUGUGGCCAAGCAAAGAUUGCCGACACCCGAAGCAAAAGUGGCUCCAGAAGAGGACAUUAAAGACAUAUUUGAAAUGAAUGCCAAUAGCAUUGAGGCGCCAAUCGACUCGGAAUCCUCUGAUUCGGAUGAAGAAGAACGUAUCGAUGAACCAUCAACGUCACAAAAUUCAAUCAGCGAUGUGAGCGAUGGGUCACAGGACCAGAAAAAUCAACGCAAAAAAAGAAAAUGUAACACUGGCACAGAUUUGGACUCAGACAACGAACAAAAUUCACCAUCAAUCGCAAAAAAUCCAUUUAUAGAAAUUAUGAAACGUAGAUUAGGCACUGCCAAGUAUCGAGAGCUCUGGAAAAUUGUUGAGAAAUAUGAUAAAGACAGCGAAUAUGGCCCAUACCGUGACUCAUUGUUCAAAAAUUUCGCAGACGAAUGCUGGACCUACGAUUUAAAAGGCAUGAUAACUUUCACCAAACCGAUGCACCGAAUGAAUUUUGAGAAUGAUGUUGAAGCACUUAUUCAAUCGCGUGAUUAGGACUCGUUAACGCUGAUUUACAAAUGAAAUUGUUAUAAUAAAAAUGGCCUAUUGGAGUGAUUUCAUGUUUGUUAAGCAUAUUUUGAUAGAAUUUCACGUAAAUUCAUCCAUGUUUUCAAGAGAUAAAGUUAAGAAAUUAAUCGUUUUUUUUUUUUCAUUUUUUGUACGUGUUUUGUUAAAAAAUGUUCAAACUGAAUGAAUUUUGUGAAGUUCUUGUCCAAUCUUCACUUGCUGUUUUCAUUUCAAUACAAUUAAGAUUCAUUCCUUUGAAAAGUUGAAAAUACAUAUUUUUAUAUUGAAUCUAUUUCAAGUAGGGUUUAAAAA
Sitodiplosis mosellana (orange wheat blossom midge) is the source of this 3685-nucleotide messenger RNA. RefSeq names its product regulator of telomere elongation helicase 1 homolog. Gene Ontology annotation, biological process: negative regulation of t-circle formation; telomeric loop disassembly; negative regulation of DNA recombination. The record is from RefSeq and is a predicted model, not a curated record. The transcript is spliced from 11 exons. NCBI's taxonomy places the organism in Eukaryota, Metazoa, Arthropoda, Insecta, Diptera, Cecidomyiidae. Gene Ontology annotation, cellular component: nucleus. Bases 608 to 3361 code for a protein of 917 amino acids. Gene Ontology annotation, molecular function: ATP binding; DNA binding; hydrolase activity, acting on acid anhydrides, in phosphorus-containing anhydrides.